AUGCCUCCAAAAACUAAACCGCGUCCUUCCGACGAAACAGAACCUGCUUCAAAAAAACAACGGAAAAGUUCGUCACCUGAGCCACCGUCUAGUGUUUUAACACAGCAACAAGAGGAGGAAAUGUCUUCUGCGUAUAUUGCACAAUUAUUGGCUCAAGAAGGAUAUGAUGAACAUCCUUAUUACUCACAAUAUCAUAGAACAAAAGGCCGUAAACGUAAAGGUGAUACUUACAAAAAAACUCCUCAACAACAAAAUAAUGAUGAUCUGCUUGAUCAUCCAAACAACGGUUCCGUGGCUAUCAAUGAUUCUGUACAUCCUUACACGUCAGAAAUUAUACCAAGCAAGGAGAAAGAUGGGGAAGGGAAUAAUGAUUUCCAAGAAACUGAAAUAAACGGUGAAAUAAAACAUUUGAUACCAGUCAAAAAACAGAAAAAAACUCCAAAGACAAUAUUACCUGGAAUGAAUAUAGGUGCAUACUCUGAUAAUGAAGAAACUUUAUUCUUGUCUGGAUUAGAACUUUAUGGACGCGAUUGGAAGAAAGUACAAGAUUCUGGCAAGGGUUAUACCUUGUCAGGUAAAGAGUUAGACCCUAACUCGGCUGCAGCAAGACCUUAUCUUAUGAGGAACCCGCCUCAAGAAAAUCGAGAAACUGUAAAUAAAAUUGAAAAUAUAUCUGAUACAUCACCAUUCAAGACAUCUAAUUAUAAAUUAGAUGAUACCUUGCAAAGUGAUAUAUUGGAUAAUAUUAGCCAAUUGGGUUCUCAACCUUUUAAUGAUGAGGAAAAGGAAACAAGUUGUUUCAUUGGUCAAGAAGAGCAAUCAAAAAUUAAUGGGAGUGAUCAAGUGGAAGAAUAUAAAUCAACGCAAGCAGAUGAAAAUCAUCAGAUUGUAACGACUGAAGAAAAACGUAAUCGCGGUCGUCCUCGCACCUCACCAAAGAUCGCACAAGAUACUACGAAAGACAAUUUUAGCCAACUGUAUGGUGCUGAUGGCCGUACGGAAUAUGCGAAAGCGAGAUUACGUGGAGAUAGAAAACAACUUUCGAGCGCACAUGAAGAAAAUGCAGACCCACUGACGAUGAUAAAGUGCGACCCAUUUUUUGGCGCACCUAAUUCAAAUAUUGCCGGAAGUCAACCGUUUUCAAUGAUUGUUGAAUCAAAUGUGCUCGUUGCAAUGGAUUUUCAUGCACAUCUUAUGAACACCGAAGUCAUAGGAUUUCUAGCCGGAUAUUGGAUACCCGAGAAAAAGGAGUUGAUAGUCAAAGCCACGUUUCCUUGUCGUUCGCUUCAAACCGGGGAAAAUUAUGUCAAUGUUGAAAUGGAUCCGACUUCCGCACUAGAAGUUCAACAAACCAUUACCGAUCGAGAUAUGCAGGUUGUUGGAUGGUAUCAUUCUCACCCGAUUUUUCAACCUGAUCCUUCAAUAGUAGAUUUGGAAAAUCAAAAUAAUUAUCAAAAAUUGUUCCGAGAUGAAAAAUUUAAUGAAGAACCUUUUGUUGGAGCCAUCGUUGGUCCUUAUGACCCAAAAUUACCCGGUUCUCUGUCAGUUAUCAAUUGGUUUUAUGUUAGCAAUUCAGUCAAAUCAGUGGAUGAAAUGGGACAAGCAAAGCAGUUGGCUUUUGAAUUAGUCAAUAAUUCCGCAAUUUCGAAUGAAGUCGCUGACGAAAUUCUCGACCUUGUUGAACAAUAUCGUUCAUCUAAUGAUCGUGUGGAUUUUAAAGAAUAUUGGCGUAAAGAUAAUAAAGAGACUAAAUUGGAAAAACUUAUCAAGUCAUUGGCAAAACGUAUGCCAUGGUUAAAUGUAUCAGGUAAUUGUGAUAAUGAUGACGAACAACUUAUUGAAGAAACAAACUACGAGAUGGAUGUGGAUUCGUUAAAGGUUAAUGAAACAUUAUGUGAAAUAACAUCUAAGCAAGUUACAGGCGAUCAUUUUCUGGAGAGGGUAAAGAAACUUUUGAAGGCAUGGUGA
Funneliformis caledonium is the source of this 1968-nucleotide messenger RNA. Lineage: Eukaryota; Fungi; Glomeromycota; Glomeromycetes; Glomerales; Glomeraceae. The record is from the annotation of a GenBank genome assembly.